Molecule: messenger RNA, 7182 nt
Organism: Penaeus chinensis
Lineage: Eukaryota; Metazoa; Arthropoda; Malacostraca; Decapoda; Penaeidae
Product: flocculation protein FLO11-like
Exons: 5
Coding region: 248-3538 (1096 amino acids)
Source: RefSeq, a predicted model, not a curated record
UCGAGAAGGAAAGGUAUACGAGGCGUCGAGUCUUGCGCGAUGUGACAUGGAUAGAUACUUUUAGAAGACAUGAUUCCAUUCCGUAUUUUUGUGAUCAGUAGUGAAGUGCUAAGUGAUUACUAAGAAAUGAUAACUUGUGUAAAAAUAUGAGUGAAAAACAUUGCUAGAAAUAUUUAACUUAUCUGGACCUAUUAAUGGAUAAAGUUAUGAACAUUUUUUCAGAAACUAUGCUGUGUGCCAAAGAAGAAUGAGGUCGGGUCAGUACAAGCUGUCUGGGACGGCCGUCCGGGUAUCCCAUGAUGACGUCAUGGGUCAGUUCCGGUCGACCCGGGAGGAGCUGCCCCCGGCGGAGUCCCCGGUGGGCGAUUUCCCGCACAUGAACUCCCUCGUGCUCACCAUGAACAAGAUUUCCGAGCCCCGGCCGCCGCGAGGACUCAACAAGAGCUCGGAGAGCGUGAGCGGUGCUCGAUGUAGCGGCACCAAGGUCGAGAAGCGGGUCAAGAACCUACUGCAGAAGGGCGGGAGCCUACGCCAGGAACCGCCGACCGCUGCAAAAGACACGUGGCAGUACGGGCACGUAGUCACGCUGCCCCGACGACCCCGCCUGGCCCUCCCACUCUCGCACUCCACCCACGACCUUGUGUCGUCCUCCGACACGGCCUCAUGCUUAAGUGCCAGCAGCGGCUACUCCUCGUCCUCCUCUAGCAGUUACGGCAGCUUCAAGAGCGGCACUUCGAGUAAUUGCUCGACGAUGCCGAGGAAAAAGUGCCUUAGUGAGUGCAGCCGCGGGGAGGACGGGUCCCCCCAUACCCCUACCAGGUCGUGCACGCUAAUUGACAACCCGAUGUACGACCUGACUCCCGGCUCCGCCCGCGGAGGUCCCCUGGCCUCCAGCCACGACCCCCGCCCCGCGCGCCGCGUCUCCGGCAGCGAACCGCGCAUCGACGAGCUCCACCGGCGGGGCGACCCGGACAUGUUCUUCGGAGUGUCACGCUGUCGAGGGUCGCCGUCGCCCAAACCCGACCCGGAGUACGACGCGGCGCUCGACGGGUCGCGGGCCUCGUCCAGGAGGUACUCAAGGCGACGCAGCUCCUCGGUCCCGCGCCCCGACCCGGCGCACGACCACUUCUCUGUGGCGGACGAUUUGGGGCAUCGCCACAGACUGCGCAGCGGGUCCAAGCGCCGCAGCCCCCUCCCCGCCGACCCUAUCUACGACGUCAUUCCGGGCGAAGUUCCAAGCCCUCGGCGCCGAUUCUCUUACGAGAGCAACUUCUACGAAACAGCGCAGCCCAGCAGAUUGGCCUCUUCUCACGCAGGGUCCCACAUGGGGUCCCAGGGGGCGCUGGAUUCCCUGGGCGAGUCGGGCCUGGACUCCUUAGAGUUCCCCCGCGCCGGCCAGGGCGACGACCAGGUGGCCCGUGAGUGCAGGGAGUACUUCCAGCGGCGUCUCAAAAACUCGGAGACGCUGCGCAAGCGCUGGUCCACCUGCUCUGCCGACUCGGGGGCUGACUCCGCCGACAGCGAGGUCUCCCCCUCCAGCAGCAGCAGCCAGGACCCCGCGCCACAGCACGCCUCAGGGAGUCCCGAUGUCACAUCAGCGCAGGACGCUGCUUCCGGGGCCGCGCCCGCAGAAGGAAGCCGAGCAGCCGCCGCCUCGAAGAAGACGCCGCUAGAUUGUAAAAUGCAAUUUCUUCGCAAAGAGAUCGCCUCGCUCAUCAACCAGGACAACGAUCUCUUCCGCCAGCUGUUAACGCUCCACGAGUCCAUCUCCGCCCUCAAAUCCACGCCCGCCCACACCCACAACUCGCCCUCGCCCGACUCCCUUGACUCCUUCACGGAGGAGGAGGAGGAGGAGGAAGAGGACGAGGACGAUGACGAUGACGACGACGUCUUGGAGGACGAGGUCGAUAGGGAUGAGGAUCAGGACGAAAGGGUCCUGCGGAAAGUCCUAGAGAUGUCGGACGUGGACGAGGGCCUGGAGAUGGACCACUCGCUCAGCCACUCCGCCAGCCCCACGUCCACCUUGUCGUCGAAGUCAUCGAGCCGCUCGCAGGACUCGCAUUACUCCCAGAUCGGAAGUCGCGACGCCGAGCGAGACCUGUUCAGCAGUGGUAGAGGAGGAAUAACGAGGAUCUACGAUAACAACGGGAACAACGAGACUGAUGACUGCGGAAGCAGCACAGCCAGACGUCGUUACAGUAGUACUGGCAACAUUCACAAUUUCGGUGAUGUAAGAAGCAGCAGCUACGGCCAUUACCAUCGCUGCGCCAACGCCAGGAGCAAGAGGAGCAGCAGCUGCGACGACGGAGCCUACGGCAGGAGUUUCAGCAGCACCAACAUCACGUCCAUCAACACCGCCACGAAGAUCAGCAGGCGCUACAGCAUCACCACCAGCCAAGACUUCAACAUCAACAUCUCCAUUAACAGCUUGGAACCUCAGAGCGCCACCCCGAUUUCCAGCAGUACCUCGUCCCUCUCCAAAACCUCCUGCUACAUCUCAAGCACCUGCGCGGACUCCGCUCACCACCGCAGGAUCGGAGGGAGCCUCGACAGGCUGUCAUCCUCCUCAAACUGCCUGACGAGGACGCGGAUCUCCAUCCCGCCCUCCUCGCGCAACCGUGACCGCAACGCUCGCCCUGAGUCCUUCAGGCUGUCCUCCGACAUGGCCACCCACACUCGCGUCCUCCUAAAGGCCAGGUCAUUCGCGGGAGCCUCCCUUCGCGAGAGCCCUUCCCGCAAUCCUGCAAAGGGCUUCGCGAGGACGUCUCUCCGAGAGGACCGCUUCAGCCUUAGCAGGGAAAGAGGAUUCUGCCGCGAGGGAGGCAUGUGCAAAAUGGAGUUCCUCAGAGCCAGGUUUGCUCUCAACGCCAUAAGAUCGUCAGUCGAGUCCACGGACUCCUCGAGCAGCCUUCACGCCUCCGAGCCGGAAGUGCAGCAACAGGAGCCAGAGGGGCUUCUCGAGGCAGAAGCGGAAGCCGUCAACAUAGCCAUAACAUGUCCUGCCGCCCCGCCGCAGUGCCAAGGGGCUGGGGAUGACGCGCCCUUUGAUAGAAACAGUCGCCAUUCGGAGAAGAUUCUCAUCGAGGAUGACCACGUCAUUUCUGCCGCCUCCGAGACAGCUGUCUCCUCCUUGAUUACUGAAGACAAGGAUGCGGCGUCGGUGACUUUGAAGACAGGUUCGAGCCUCGCCGCCCUGUCCUCCGACGACGCGCCAAGCACGUCGCUGAAGUCAGUCCGACUUCGUGCUCGCUCCUUCACAGGGAUGAUGUCACCGUCGGUUAUUAGCUCGACUGACCUGGAGUCCGAGUUCCCUGGUAUGUCUUCCCAAGGUCCCGCCUCCCCAAAGGAAUCUCUUGAGCACCAAGGCAACCUUAAGGUUACUAAGACUUCCGACCUAAAAAAGCGUUUUCCCUCGACCCUAGUAACUCGAAGAGCUAAGGUCGCACGCGAUGGUUAUGCCCUCAGGUUCUCCAGUGACCUUGGCUUUGGAUCUUCGUCCAAAGUGAGAGCAAAGUCAAAGAGAGAAGUAUUUGUUUAAAUCAAAUUCUAAUUUUAAAAAAUUAGAUUCCAUGAUAUUUUUACCAAAAACAUAUAACCAUCUUUUCCUCCGAAUUCCUACGGUUGCUCCCCAAACUGCAGUAUACCGCAGCUUAUCUCGUAUUACACAGGCUGUGCUAUCAGAGAGGCCUCAGUUAUGCAGUGCCCCCAGUAGGUUACGGAGCCAUUUUCAUUUUUUGUUGGCCCUCCUUUUUAUACAAGUACGAGGCGUUUUUCAGUGCUAUACAAUAGUAUCGAGUGUAUGAUGCGAUGUUAACUCGGAAACUACUUGGUCUCCAAUACUUGGAAAUUUACUUAAUAAAUAUAAUUCAUGAGAUUGUUACCAUGGUACCAAUAUCAUGUAACGGUUUCCAUUGUUUAAGCUAGAAAUAAGGAAUUUUAUUCAUAUGGAUCGAAGAAUUUUUGUUUGAUUAGUAUAUGAAAUGCAAACCAAAAAUAUUUAUAUGAUUUUUACGUUAUAGUUUUGUCAGGACAAGCGCCUGAUAAUCUUGGGAAAUUCGCAAGCUCAUAACAAUAUUCAACAUAUCUUCCCUUUUGCAAUUUACGGCAGAUAAAGAUCACCGUUAAAUUCAUGCUUGGAAUAACCAAGUUGAAAAGACUCGAAACAAAUAGACUAGUUGUCGACUACAAAACGAGUGAGUAAUGGCUAAAUUGAUCGAGUUAAAAUUUGUAAGAGACUUCUGCAGGAGUUUGAUAUUACAGAAGUCCUCCUUGCAUUAAGCCAAUGCAAGAAAACACCAAAGGAAGCACUGGCAUCCGUGGCCUCUCAACAACGUUAUCCUGUAGACGAUUUUCUUCCAUCAAGGUUGAUAGGAUGUUAUCACCUUUUCCGCAUUACGUUUUUCCUGUUGAUGGAGGGCGAUGAAAUGACAACCAAUUCUCUGACAUGAAGUGUACAUUUAAUUAGGCGUAAUGAGUCUUUCUCACGAUCUAAUCUAUAAGUUCUCAGAGGCAGCACUGCAGAGCAAGGUCUUCCAGUAGCGCCAGUGCCUCCUCCCUAGUCCAGCUGCCCUCUCGUUCAUCCCUGAAUCGCCCCCGAACUCCUGUGUUCCUGGAGUGUCCUUGAGGAUAGCCCUGAGGUGGAUAGUCCUGAAGUGUAGAUGUGUGCCUUUUCUUUGUUUUGUUUUUCUUUGUGUAUUCAGGAAAUGAUGUCUCGAUGAUAACUACAGCCUGAUUAUGCUUCUUUUAUGCAAAUGAAAUUGUGAAGCGUCAUUUACUUUCAAAAUAUAAGCGUGUGUAAUGUCUACAUUUUUAUUAUUAUCCGUUGUUUUUUGUUUGUAUGCCUUCAUGAUUAAUCUUGCUUCUUUUACUGCUUGCUUCUCAUACUUAUAGAUAAGCAAUGUAUCUGUUCAAUUCAUAACAAUAACAAUGUUAGUCUUUAUAUCCUUUUUAUAUAAAUGGGCUUCAGGUGGGUUUCCAUAAAUUCUCAGGGAAAGUACAAUCCCACUCUCAGAAUAAACACCCACAUAUAACUAUGAUAAUGAAUAAUUGUUUAAGACCAUGAAUACCGCUAAGAAGCAGGCGACACAGGCACUUCAGAUCUCACAAGGCGUAUCCUGUGCGCGGGAGAACUCCAGGCGAGUCUGUGUUAUUUAUUUUGAUGUAAAUUCCGUUUUUCGUUUCGUGUGAAAGCUCUUCAGUUAAGGAUGAAAUACUCUAACCGGUGCGUAUUGUUUUUUAUAUUUGUUUCAGAUCUCCGAUGUACUAUGUACGCCUUUGUGCUAUUUGAUAUCGUAUUUUAUAUGUAAGGAAAUUCUAUAUUUCGUAACUAAACAUGAAACUCUGACGAUGUUCCUGUAGUUUUCUGUAUAUAUUUUUUAUUCAUAAACAAAUUUACUAACCACAGUAGUCUCCAAGUUUUCAUUGUAGUUCUUCUGGUCUUGUGGUCGUAUGAUCCAGGAUGUUAAAAUUUUCCUUGGCUUCUGUGUAGGAAAAGGAUGCAUCAGAUAUUGUAUCUCUGAAGCUACCUUUCUCUAGAGCUAGGAUCGAGAUGGACAGCUUUUCCAAAUUCAUCUCCCGUUUCACCUUCCCUUAUGAAUUCAGUCAUCACGCAUGCGCAACUGUGUUCCUCCUCCCGUGACAGUCUGCUGUCCCUAAUCGAGUGUAGCGUUUCUAUACUAUAGUAAAGAUGAAUAUCUUCCACUCUACUCCAAGUUGACCUCGUUGGCUGGCGAACGACUUCCGAUUAAUGCUUAGUUUAAUAUUUCGUUGCCUCAUUAUUAAGCGUUCCGUUAGAUAAGACGUUUAUUGUGAUUAUUACACAAACUUCACAAGAGUACUCAUCUAACAACUACCUAUAAUUGCACCUGUAUACAAAAAUAAGCUUUGGACAGCCUAAACACGAAUAAAAGAUGCCUCUGAACUCUUUUGUUGGCACCUCAAGUGGAGUUUCAUUUGGAUACUCUGCUCUGCUUUUUUACAUAAUGAGGCUGUAGCUUCCUCAUGAAGUAAUUUUCUUUUGUACUUUUUUUCCGAAUGUGUUAAUUUUCUUUUGUAAAUUAUAUUUCAUUAAGUUCUGUUGAAGCGUUUUUAGUCUUUAGUUCCCAUUUUGCAGUUUGAAUAAGCUACACUUCCAGAUGCGAAAUGUCAGCGCCACCUGACAGCCCUUCCGCCAAGUACAGGGUUUCUUGCGGCAAACGCUGAGGAAGUCGAGGGUGAGACACAGCCGUUCUACAGAAGAAGGAUUAGUUCAACGUUGAGAUUUUUGGCGAGGUUGAGCAAGACCUGUUUCUCUGCUAUCUUGUGCAUUCUCAUCCAUGACUCCUCAGGCUUUCGCGAAUUCGGCACACUACAUGCAAACACGGAUCAUGCGUCUCCGAGUCUCGACCUGGAUAAAGAGGGAUUUUUAUCUAUGACUACAUAGGGAUCAGAGACUUGGACACAAUUUCACACACGUCUCAGUAAUAAUGCUCUAUAUUGCACUCAUAUGUAAUUUCGUAUGCAUUUGAAACACAAACACACACAUUAACACUUGACACUGUGAACUAAGGUGAUGAUGACUUUGAUAUAAGGCUUAAUUGAGCUGCAUAAUUCUUCAUAAAAAAUAUAGAUUCUCUCGACUCAAGUCCCCACGGAGAGUUGACGAUAGAGGCGCUCGGUGGAACCAUUCGGACAUUUUCUCUGGCGUGUGCGCGGGCGUGUCUAUUCUAAUCGUCUUUCAUAUUUCCUCUAACGCCUCUUCCUUUCCGUCACAGAUAUUCCUUUACUGAAUUCUUAAGGAAACAUCCUUAAGCUAUUCACAUGGAUACGGAAAAGCUGUCUUCCAAUUUUAAUAUCAGGAGCGAAUAGCUGUUUAUAUGGUGCACGAUAUCCUUACAAGAUCAGUUUUCCAUUUGUCUCAGGAAAGAGGAUCCAGAAGACUCCCCAAAUUCCCUCAGUCAGUCUGAAAUUUAAGACUCAAUCUACUACUGUGGUUUUCCCUUAUCCUACAUAUACAAGAAAGCUUUAUACCUGUACAUACAUUUUUUUCACCUGGAAAUUUGGUAACAUUUAGGAAAUGUUAACACGUGUAGAUAUAAUUUCUGAAAUAUGCCGUGUGUCUGUAUAUAUAUGUAACCAGUAUGCGUCUAAGGUUGUAUAUUGUUAUGAUGAGUUGAGCAAUAAAUGGCAAGCAGAACUGACUUA